CAGGAAGCAGAGGAAUCAGAGAGGAAAGGAUCCGCGGAUCUGUCAGAGCAGAGGUGGCCCCGGCGCGGCCAGGACGCAUUUUACGCAGGAGCUGGAUGCGCUCCGGCGGGUGUGAGGGCUUCAUGGGACCCGGAGAGCCGAAGAGCAGCCACUUUCCUCCCAUCCAGAGUCGGGACCCCCCCACGGCCAUGCCACGAUGCUGAUCCUACCGGCGCUGCUGUUGGCGAGCCUGCUGGAGAGCGCGUCCCCGCGGGCGCACUGCGCGCCGCCGGGCCCGGGCUGCAGCGGCACCCGGGGGUGCGGCCCCCGACCCCGGGGGUGCGAGCCCCGGGAGCCCCGGGAGCCUCGGGAGCCCCGGCCCCGCAGGGACGCCGGGGGCCGCGGAGGCGUGUACGAGCACCUCGGAGGAGCUCCCCGCCGCAGGAAACUCUACUGCGCCACCAAAUACCACCUCCAAAUGCACCCUAACGGGAAAAUAGACGGCUCCCUGGAGGAAAACAACCCAUUCAGCAUCAUGGAAAUCACAGCUGUGGAAGUGGGUGUCGUGGCAAUAAAAGGGCUUUUCUCUGGGAGAUUUCUCGCCAUGAAUGAUAAAGGAAGGCUGUACGCAUCGGAAGUGUUCAACAAAGAGUGUGAGUUUGUGGAGCGCAUCCAUGAGUUGGGGUACAACACGUACGCGUCCCGGCACCACUCCACCGAGCAGCCUCUGUCCCCGGGAGGAGCAGGCAGCAGGCGGCGCGCCAGCGUCAAGAAGGAGUGGUACGUUUCCAUCAACGGCAAAGGCCGGCCGCGGAGAGGCUUCAAGACCAGGAGCACUGACAAAGCCUCGCUUUUCUUGCCUCGGUUGCUGGGCAACAAGGACCACGAGAUGGUGAGGAGCCUGAGAGACAGCCUGGGUGGACACCACCAGAUACGCCAGCGCGGCCGCCGCGGGGAACGCCGGAGACGCCGGCACCGCGCCAGGAAAGGACAGCGUCGACAGAGAGAUGACCCAGCAGACUUUUAGAGAGGGGGAUUCUGAUCAGACUUCAUCUCAGUCAUGGACACCGAUUCUUGGCACAUAUUGUAGCCUGUCUGCGAUGAAGGUUGUGGAAAAAUGACUUGGAUUCAAUUUCUCCCCCCUCUGGAUUGGUUGAUGUUUUGGUUGAUGCACAGAGAAAAGUAAAUCCAUAGAGGAAGGAAAAACUGGAAGACCACCCAAAGUGUUGGGGUAAAUAGGCCUUUUUUCACAUUGGCCACUUCCAGGAGACUGACUCCCACACGCUCCACCGCUGUAUAACGCUCCAUGUUCUCAAGUCUCACUCCUUUAACACAUGUAUUACAGUAAGAUAGCUGAAAAUAUCCAUCUUAUUGUGUAAAAAAAGCAAUGACUUUGCCAUCAACUGGACACUGAGUAAGUACCUUUGGGAGAGAUUGGUUCUGUUUAUGUAAAUACAGUUAACCUGGACAAGCAUCGCAAGCUUUUUUCCAAAAAUCAAAGCCCCGAUGACAAACAGGGCAUCACGUUCUCCUGUUUUGAAGUGCAAAUCUACCAGGACUGUAACUGAAGACGGGACUUUACACAGCAAAGCACUUUUUGUCAGAUUCACAUUAAGAAGCAAAAGGGAAAUGGGUGUGAAACAGGAACUGCUGUCUGUUCUUGGGACUUUCUUACAAUGUGAUAAUCUACUGUCUGUAAACUGAGAGAAGUACUUUGUAUAUUUUACUAAUGAUAUGAAUAUUUAUUUGGUACCUGAGCUGUAAGUUAUUG
Molecule: messenger RNA, 1750 nt
Organism: Cololabis saira (Pacific saury)
Lineage: Eukaryota; Metazoa; Chordata; Actinopteri; Beloniformes; Belonidae
Gene: fgf3
Product: fibroblast growth factor 3
Exons: 3
Coding region: 197-1006 (269 amino acids)
Biological process (GO): positive regulation of protein phosphorylation; positive regulation of cell population proliferation; regulation of cell migration
Cellular component (GO): cytoplasm
Molecular function (GO): growth factor activity; fibroblast growth factor receptor binding
Source: RefSeq, a predicted model, not a curated record